UUGUGCAUGGUUUCCAACAUUUCACUGUAGACUUAGGCAUCCUUUAAAAUGUGAAGAAGAUCCCUUUGACUGUAAAGAUGAGGAGUCUACUCUUUUUGGUGCUGAUUUCUAUCUGCUGGGCUGAACCUCACUCUGACAACUCAAGUCUGGAGCAUGAAAGAAUUAUUCACAUUCAAGAAGAAAAUGGACCCCGUCUACUUGUGGUAGCAGAACAAACUAAAGUCUUCACACACCGUGGUGGCAAUGUCACACUGCCAUGUAAAUUUUACCAUGAACACACAUCAACAGCUGGCUCAGGAACCCACAAAAUCCGGGUGAAGUGGACCAAACUCACCUCAGAUUACCUCAAAGAAGUGGACGUCUUUGUUGCAAUGGGACAUCACAAAAAGAGCUACGGAAACUACCAGGGCAGAGUGUUUCUAAAGGGGAGCAGUGAGAAUGACGCCUCUCUUAUAAUCACAGAUAUCAUGCUGGAGGAUUAUGGACGAUAUAAGUGUGAGGUGAUUGAAGGUCUAGAGGAUGAUACAGCAGUGGUGACUCUGGACUUGGAAGGUGUGGUGUUCCCGUACUCCCCGCGUCUGGGGCGGUACAACCUGAACUUCCAUGAGGCCCAGCAGGCGUGCCRGGACCAGGACUCCGUCAUCGCUGCCUUUGACCAGCUCUACGAUGCCUGGCGAGGUGGGCUGGACUGGUGCAAYGCGGGCUGGCUCAGCGAUGGCUCCGUGCAGUACCCCAUCACCAAGCCCCGCGAGCCCUGCGGUGGCAGGAACACCGUGCCAGGGGUCCGGAACUACGGUUUCUGGGAUAAGGAUAAUAGCAGAUAUGAUGUCUUCUGUUUUACUUCAAACUUCAAUGGUCGGUUUUACUACCUAAUACACCCAACCAAGUUGACCUACGAUGAAGCUGUUCAGGCUUGCUUGAAGGACGGGGCCCAGAUCGCCAAAGUUGGCCAGAUAUUUGCUGCCUGGAAACUGCUAGGAUAUGACCGCUGUGAUGCUGGCUGGCUGGCUGAUGGCAGCGUUCGCUACCCAAUCUCUAGGCCAAGAAAACGCUGUAGUCCUAAUGAAGCAGCAGUUCGCUUUGUAGGCUUCCCUGAUAAAAAGCACAAGCUAUAUGGUGUCUACUGUUUCAGAGCACACAACUGAAAAUACCUAGAGCACAACAGUUUUAAAUUCAUUAAGAACAUGUGAAAGAUUUCUUUUCGAUAUGAACUCAUGCAAGUUACCAAAACUGUGAUAAAACUUUUUUACUUACUGUAAAGAGUCGUUUUCAUAAACCCAACCCAUUUUUUUUGUCUUAAUAUUUUUGUAAAAGUAUCAUUCCAUAGAUAUUUUAAAUUAAUAUAAUUUAAUGGAAGCUCUAGAUAAGGAAGCCUUAGAUCCAAAUUCUUUAAGCUACAUCAUCCCAACAAAAUAUACUUUCCAUGAAUGGGGCAUGCAAUAGAGCAUGGUGAUUGCUAGGACUCRGUUAUGGAAGGUAAGGCUACUCAAAGCAGAAACUUUUACAAGCACAAAUUUUAUGCAUUUGUACCAUUUUGAGAGGCACUGCAAAAUAAUUAUAUCUGCAGUUUUGAAAUACGAUAAUCUUUUGCUAACAAGCAUUUCAGUGAAGUUUUUCAAUACAAAAUGGAAGGGAAAGGUUUUCAAAUAGAACAGUAACAGUUUAAUAAAAGUAGCAUUUAAAGCAGUCCACCAAAACAGGACUCGUUUUACCAUUUAAAAACUUGCCUUUCUGAAAUAUAAGCUCAUGAUCCCGUGCAUAUCAACAAGCACAAUUAAUUCUCCUGAACAUUUCAAUUGUGCUUUUAUUAUCUAUAAAACAUUGAAGAGGAUAUGAAUAAUUAACUAAUGAGUAAGCUCUAUUUUCUUCUUAACUCAAAUUAAAGAUGCCUAAAAAGUGUAGUAUUACCUUUGAGUAGCUUUACUAAGUUAUUUUUAAGCUCCUAAGGGCCGUUUGCUAAGCAGCGUAUAGCAUCUACUCAGGGCAGUUGUAUAAAUGAACUGCUGGACAGGAAAACUGCARACUUUAGCAGCUUGAUUUUACAUUAGCCUUUGAAAUGUUAUUGUCUUAAUUAAAGAGCAUCUCUUUCAUAUUUAUGCAUCACAAGAAUAAAAAUUGGGAAAAAGUAUUAAA
This is a messenger RNA of Nothoprocta perdicaria, 2133 nucleotides long. RefSeq names its product hyaluronan and proteoglycan link protein 1 (gene HAPLN1). Gene Ontology annotation, molecular function: hyaluronic acid binding. Lineage: Eukaryota; Metazoa; Chordata; Aves; Tinamiformes; Tinamidae. The coding region runs from base 78 to 1145 and encodes 355 amino acids. The record is from RefSeq and is a predicted model, not a curated record. The transcript has 5 exons. Gene Ontology annotation, biological process: cell adhesion.